Messenger RNA from Elaeis guineensis (African oil palm), 554 nucleotides. NCBI's taxonomy places the organism in Eukaryota, Viridiplantae, Streptophyta, Magnoliopsida, Arecales, Arecaceae. The record is from RefSeq and is a predicted model, not a curated record.
CUCUCAUUCGUUUUCUUCUUAAAUACCAUCUUAUGGGAAACCUUAUGUUGGCCUCGCUGUUGUUCAUCCUUAGCAUCUGCCUCAUUCCUCAGCUUGGCUCAGCUCAACUCCGGCAGAACUACUACGCCAACAUCUGCCCAAAUGUUGAAAGCAUCGUAAGAAACGUAGUCAAGACUAAGUUCGACGAGACCUUCGUGACCGUCCCCGCGACCAUUCGCCUCCUGUUCCAUGACUGUUUCGUCCAGGGCUGUGAUGCUUCAGUGUUAAUUGCCUCCACUGGGAGUAACACGGCCGAGAAGGACCACCCCGAUAACCUAUCGCUGGCCGGAGAUGGAUUUGAUACCGUUACCAAAGCCAAGGCGGCGGUCGACACGGUUCAACGAUGCCGGAACAGGGUGUCCUGCGCGGAUAUCCUCGUGAUGGCCGCUCGGGAUGUGAUAUCAAUGGUUAGUCUCUCAUAUUCUGCAUACUUAAUGCACGCACAAUCCGAAUCCCGCACCCUUCUGCUGGGACAAUGGUGUUAUCGGAUCCAGCAAUUUUCCUUUGCCGCGUAA